AUGUUAAUAUAUCACCAGCGAGUCUGCAGCCUGACCUUUGACCUCGCAGUUUCAAGCUUUAGGGACGAGCCAAUCAGCUGGGUCAACGCAGAGACGCACAACCGUCAGGGCUUCGAGGCRGUGACGAGGCGACAAGGGAAGCACAAGCAGAGGGUCUGGCUGAAAAUUUCCUCCAGUGGUUUAAAAAUUGUGGAUGAGAGAACAGGGCUUGUUGUUUAUGAGCACGACAGAAACAGGAUUAGCUCUCCGACGAAAGAUGGGUUCGACCCCAGAGCUCUGGCCUACAUCUACCAAUACAAAGACGCCUACGUUCUCUUCUACAUCAAGAUGGCCUGCCAGGCAGAUCCGGUCCUUCUAGACAUAAAGGAAGUUUGCCAAGAAGUCCACCAAGAAAACUCCAACACAUCUACAGAAACCCAAAACAUUUCAUUAGUUGUUCUAAAUGAGGCUUCAGCCGCUCCACCUGAGGGAGCAGCUCUUGAAGAUUUGUUCAGUCCACAACCCGAGCCGUCAUCAUCAUCACCUUCGUCAUCAUCYGGACAAACAAACCAGGUUUCUGUAAAUACCGAGUUGAUGGAAGUGUUUUCACCUCAGCUGGAGCAGCCUCUGCCCCCCUCUCAGAUGUCUUGCAUCAGUCAGCCUGAGUCUCCACAGCCAACACUCUCCACCGCUCAGAUUUUAUCCAUGUUCCCUACACAGCCAGGGGGCUCUCCYUUCACCCCGCCUCCGUAUUCUCCCACCGCAGUGCCCUGGGGUCAUCAGGGGCUGAUGGGAAAUCAGUGGGCAGGUCCUUGGCCCUCUGUGCCYGGUGUGCCAGGUGUGCCYGCCUGGGCGCCACCGGGUGUCACAGCACCUCCAGCAGGAGGUCAGCCACAGGCGUGCAGCGUGGCGAGCCCUCAGCCGGGGUUUAUGAUGGGCGGGGGUCCUGCUGCUUCGCUGGUUCCUAACAGCCCUUUAGAGACCCUUCCUACUGCCACAGGAUCAGCUGGUYACCUGGGACCCCCCACCUUUAACAGCCACUCCCUUCUGUGA
This is a messenger RNA of Austrofundulus limnaeus, 1032 nucleotides long. NCBI's taxonomy places the organism in Eukaryota, Metazoa, Chordata, Actinopteri, Cyprinodontiformes, Rivulidae. The record is from RefSeq and is a predicted model, not a curated record.